CAAAAAAUAAGAGAUCUACGAGGUUUCCAUUUAUAUUCUUUUUGAAUUUGAUUAAAAAUUUUUGCCAAUUCCAAAGCAACACCGACGCCUUCGCAACUGACUGAUAAAAUUAUAUAUCUAUCUGAACAUUUAAUAUUACAUUAGAAUCCCUCUAGCGGAAGUUUGUCUAAAUAUUUUCUCUACUCUAAACAGGAAGGAUCCAUAAUUGAUUCCACAGUUGGAACACGUGGCCAUAUUCUUAAGUAAAGUUUAGGAUUCAUUGAAAAUUGUAAACAUGUCAAUGCUAUCGUGCCCAAUUGAUAUAAACAAUGAAGAGGCUUAUAAUUUAGAAUCCUAUACAAAAGAAUCAGCUCAUAAGAGCAUAAUAAAGUAUAGAAUAAAGAAAAAUAGGAAACAAUACAAUUUUGAUUCAUCAAGCCAAUUAGGAACUGUACCGCUAGAAACUGUUCAAGAUUUACAUGUUCCUACGACACAAGAUUGGCAAGAGGAAAAUGUACCAACCUAUGAUCCUUGGAAAAGUACUGAAAAAAAAGACAUUAUACGAUGCUUAAUAGGAGGUACGAAAACAACAAAGAAGAAGUUCAAAUUAGCUGAACGACAAAGGAUAUUAAAUAUUCAACAAGAAAAUACAUGUGAUAUGCGAAAUAACUUUAAACAUAAGUAUUAUAACUUAACUAUUUCUCAACUUAUUAAAAAUUUAAGAAAAUUAAAUUUGAACGAUAUUGACACUUUAAUAAAAAAUAUUGAUAUGAGUAAAUUAUUUAUAAGUGAAAAUAAUAAAAAAAAUAUAUUUAUAGAAGAAAAAUAUACACAAGGAACUAUCGACAAGGUAAAAUAA
Apis laboriosa (Himalayan honeybee) is the source of this 838-nucleotide messenger RNA. RefSeq lists its product as uncharacterized. The coding region runs from base 275 to 838 and encodes 187 amino acids. The record is from RefSeq and is a predicted model, not a curated record. The transcript has 6 exons. NCBI's taxonomy places the organism in Eukaryota, Metazoa, Arthropoda, Insecta, Hymenoptera, Apidae.